AUGGUAAAUUUUCUCCUGCUGGCUUUUGUAUUUGGACUGGCUCAUGCUGAGAUUGAUGGAGAAUGGGUUACAACUGCUAUUGCUGCUGACAAUGUUGACAAGAUAGAUAAAGGUGGACCUUUGAGGAUUUAUGUUCGUAAACUUACUUGUAAUGAAAGAUGUCUUCAAAUGGAAAUCACAUUUUAUGUAGAUUUGAAUGGUCAAUGCUCAAAGACAAAAGUCAUUGGAUACAAACAAGAAGAUGGCUCCUACAGAACCCAGUAUGAAGGUGACAAUAAAUUUAAACUUGUGUGUGUGACACCAAAGAACCUAGGUUUUUUCAGUGAGAAUGUGGAUAGAGCUGGUCGGAAAACAAAGUUGAUUUUUGUUCUAGGAAAAGGUGAUCCUUUGACACCAGAACAACUUGAACAUUUUGAGAAAGGUGUUAAACAAUCGAAUAUUCCAACAGAAAACAUUAUGCAAGUUCUGGAUACAGUAUCAGAAAACAAACCCAAAAAUUGUGACCUAUAUGACUGCCUGAACAGCAGUGUAAGCAAUAUUAACAAUAAGAAUGCCAAAGUUGACUUGAUAAAUAUCAUGAAGCUUUAG
This is a messenger RNA of Myodes glareolus (Bank vole), 588 nucleotides long. Lineage: Eukaryota; Metazoa; Chordata; Mammalia; Rodentia; Cricetidae. The record is from RefSeq and is a predicted model, not a curated record.